AUGGUGACAGGGACAAGGAGGCUACAGGGACGAGGGAGGCCACAGGGACGAGGGAGAUCACGGGGACAAGGGAGACCACAGGGACGAGGGAGGCCACAGGGACGAGGGAUGACACAGAGUCGAUGGAGGCCACAGGGACGAGGGAGACCACAGGAACGAGGGAGGCCACAGGGACAGGGAGGCCACAGGGACGAGGAGGCCAUAGGGACGAGGGAGGCCACAGGGACGAGGGAAGGCCACAGGGACGAGGGAGACCACAGGGACGAGGGAGGCCACAGGGACGAGGUAGGCCACAGGGACGAGGAGGCCACAGGGACGAGGGAGACCACAGGGACGAGGGAGACCACAGGGACGAAGGAGACCACAGGGACGAGGGAGACCACAGGGACGAGGGAGGCCACAGGAACGAGGGAGGCCACAUGGACGAGGGAGGCCACAUGGACGAGGGAGACCACAGGGACGAGGGAGGCCACAGGGACGAGGGAGGCCACAGGAACGAGGGAGGCCACAUGGACGAGGGAGGCCACAUGGACGAGGAGGCCACAUGGACGAGGGAGGCCACAGGGACGAGGGAGGCCACAGGAACGAGGGAGGCCACAUGGACGAGGGAGACCACAGGGACGAGGUAGGCCACAGGGACGAGGGAGGCCACAGGGACGAGGUAGGCCACAGGGACGAGGGAGGUCACAGGGACGAGGGAGGCCACAGGGACGAGGAGGCCACAGGGACGAAGGAGACCACAGGGACGAGGAGGUCACAGGGACGAGGGCCACAGGGACGAAGGAGGCCACAGGGACGAGGAAGGCCACAGGGACGAGGAGCCACAGGGACGCAGGAGGCCACAUGGACGAGGAGGCCACAGGGACGAGGAGACCACAGGGACAGGGAAGGCCACAGGGACGAGGGAGGCCCUCAGGGACGAGGGAUGCCACAGGGACGAGGAUGCCACAGGGACGAGGGAGACCACAGGGACGAGGGAGACACAGGGACGAGGGAGGCCACAGGGACGAAGGAGACCACAGGGACGAGGGAGGCCACAGGGACGAGGGAGGCCACAGGGACGAAGGAGACCACAGGGACGAGGGAGGCCACAGGGACGAGGGAGGUCACAGGGACGAAGGAGACCACAGGGACGAGGGAGGCCACAGGGACGAGGGAGGCCACAGGAACGAGGGAGGCCACAGGGACGAGGGAGGCCACAGGGACGAGGGAGGCCACAUACUGUAUUAUUAA
Pecten maximus is the source of this 1233-nucleotide messenger RNA. RefSeq names its product translation initiation factor IF-2-like. The transcript has a single exon. The coding region runs from base 1 to 1233 and encodes 410 amino acids. The record is from RefSeq and is a predicted model, not a curated record. NCBI's taxonomy places the organism in Eukaryota, Metazoa, Mollusca, Bivalvia, Pectinida, Pectinidae.